This is a messenger RNA of Trichomonas vaginalis G3, 441 nucleotides long. Its product is annotated as YjbQ-like superfamily. The transcript has a single exon. Bases 1 to 441 code for a protein of 146 amino acids. NCBI's taxonomy places the organism in Eukaryota, Parabasalia, Trichomonadida, Trichomonadidae. The record is from RefSeq and is a predicted model, not a curated record.
AUGAAAACUGGUCAAUUUAAUGUUGUUCAGAAAGAAAUUAAUUUACCAGAAGUUACUCGAGGAUGCCAUAUAAUUACAAAAAUUAUUCUUCAAAGCCUCCCUGAACUUAAAAAUUUCAAAUUCGGAACUUUAAAUAUCUUCCUACAACACACAAGUGCAUCACUUACAAUUAACGAGAAUGUUUGCUCAGAUGUCAGAUCAGAUCUUGAAAAUUGGAUGAAUUCGGCAAUUCCAGAAGGACCUCAUUGGGAACACUCUGCCGAAGGUGCUGACGAUAUGCCAGCACACAUCAAAUCAUCUGUCAUGGGUGUCAGUCUCGAUAUUCCUAUCAAUAAUGGUUCUCUUUGCCUAGGAAGAUGGCAAGGAAUUUACUUGAAUGAGCACCGAGGAUAUGGUGGCUCAAGACAUGUUGUACUUACUAUAAUGGGUACAAUGAAGUAG